This is a messenger RNA of Sardina pilchardus (European sardine), 1586 nucleotides long. It is a transcript of the gene ido1, whose product is annotated as indoleamine 2,3-dioxygenase 1. The record is from RefSeq and is a predicted model, not a curated record. NCBI's taxonomy places the organism in Eukaryota, Metazoa, Chordata, Actinopteri, Clupeiformes, Clupeidae. Gene Ontology annotation, molecular function: L-tryptophan 2,3-dioxygenase activity; indoleamine 2,3-dioxygenase activity; metal ion binding. The transcript is spliced from 11 exons. Gene Ontology annotation, cellular component: cytoplasm. Gene Ontology annotation, biological process: 'de novo' NAD+ biosynthetic process from L-tryptophan. Bases 122 to 1405 code for a protein of 427 amino acids.
UGUAACGCAGCUUUGUUCUGUGUUGCACUGAACGCUAGCUACAUUAGACUACAGUUCUACAGAGUUUUUCGUUCAACUACUGUUUGUGGUCUUCAUUGAGUUUUUCCACUUUACAAACCUGAUGGUCACCCUGUGCAACGGGAAUAUGGACCUGUCUGAAGGCACGGAUGCAGACAAUGCAGAUCUAUUGCAGCCUUUGUCUCUUGAGCAGUACCAUGUCUCAGACGAGUUUGGAUUUGUGCUGCCGGAACCUCUGGAAGAUCUGCCACCAUACUAUCAACCAUGGAUGGAAAUAGCCAGGGAAGUGCCAGAGCUCAUCGCUUCCCAUUCACUACGCGCUUGCAUUCAGCAGAUGCCCCUCCUGGAGACGGAGCUACUGCAAGGCCACCGGGAGCUGCGAUUGGCUCAUCUGGCUCUAAGUGUCAUGACGAUGGGCUACGUGUGGCAGGAGGGCGAGAAUGAGACAGUGAGGGUGCUGCCACACACCCUGGCUGUGCCUUACUGGUCUGUAUCACAGAAACUAGGGCUGCCUCCCAUCCUGACACACGCUGAUGCAGUGCUCGCCAACUGGAAGAAGACGGAUCCACAGGGAGAGUUCAAUAUGGAGAACCUGGAGCUGCUUUUUACUCUCCCUGGUGGAAAAAGUGUGCACGGGUUCUUCAUGGUCACGCUGCUAGUGGAGCUGGCUGCAGUUCCUGGAUUGAGGGCAAUUCCUCAAGUUAUCAAUGGAAUCCAUCAAGAUGAUGUUGCUACAGUAACAAGGGCUUUGGAAUCCAUUAGUUUGGCCAUAGAUGACAUGAAGGAGGCUCUCAAAUUGAUGCAUGUUUACGUGGAACCCUCAGUUUUCUAUGGCAUAAUGAGGAUAUACCUCUCAGGGUGGAAAGAUAACCCGUCGAUGCCAGACGGGCUGGUGUACGAGAGCGUGCAGGUGGAGCCCAUGGAGUACUCGGGAGGCAGCGCUGCCCAGAGCAGUCUGCUGCACUGUCUGGACGAGCUGCUCGGGGUCAAGCACGAGACCAGCAGCGGUGCCUUUCUGAAACGCAUGAGGUCCCACUACAUGCCCCCAGCCCACGCGCGCUUCAUCCAGGACAUCUCCCUGUCCCGGCCCUCCCUGCGGGACUUUGUGCUGGAGCGGGCCACGGAGCCUCUGACCGCUGCUUACGAGCACUGCGUGGCCCGGCUUGUGGCGCUAAGGAGCUACCACAUCAACGUGGUGUCACGUUUCAUCACUGUACCCGCUGCCCGUGCCAAGGAGCUGCGUUUGCGGGGGGACGGUUCUGAGCAGGAGCACCGCACCAUCACCCAGGCGCCCGCCGCCCUGGAGGAAAGGGGCACGGGCGGCUCGGGCAUUAUGAGCUUCCUCAAGACCAUCCGGGACCAGACGCGGGCCAGCUCUACCAGCUAGAGGUGGCACAGCAUAGCCACACGGCAGCUGGAGCCACACAGAAGACCGCAGUGGAGGACAGCAAGCAAGCCUCUAAGCUGUGUCUGUGAUCUGGAAUCAGUGGUCCAUAGUCAGGCAUGACAUACUAGCCUGAUGCUAACAACAAGAUUCCAUACGGCAUACUGCAUUUUGUGCCUCGUCG